CAAACAUUUCCAGAAAGCCACGUUUUUUUUGACAAACAUUUCCAGAUCUCUCUCCGCCUGAUCUUCCAUGUCCGAAACUCAGCAACGAUUCCGCGGCGUCCGGCAACGCCGUAUGGGAUGGACCGCCGAAAUUCGCCACCCUCUUCUGAAGAACAAAAUAUGCAUAGGAACAUACAAAAAAGCAGAGGACGCGGCGAGGGCGUACGACGAAGCUGCGAGGCUGAUACACGGAGAAAAGGCGAAACAGAAUUUCCCUUACGAAGCCGCUAGUGAUGAUUCGGAAUCAUCUACGUCAGUGAAGUUCCUUUCUGCUAAACUGAUUGCUAAAAUUCAAAGGUGUCAAAAGGCAUCGGUCGAUCUCGCUAAAAGUCUCGCUGGUGCGUCCCGCGGCCUAAAGUAUCAAUCUCCGACGGCGGUUAGUAGCGGAGUUGGAGUUAUGGAGAAGAAGAACCAGCGAAGCGGCGGCGGCGGCGGCAUCGAUCCGCCGGAGAGUUCAGUGGGAUGUCAAGGUCACUGACUCGCAUGUGUGUGGACAAGAAUUGAUCAAGGCUUAGGCUCGUCUAUUGGAUGUUUAUCACUUUAUUGCAUAAAAAAACUGUUUAAACUCACUUUUAUACCAUGUUUGUGCAGACUUUUUUUUAUCACACACAAAAAGUCACAAAAUAUGUAAAUGUAAAUAAUUUUGUCCGUGAAUCAGAUUCACGGACAAAAAAAAUACCCUUCACAAACAUGAUGGGUACAACAAGAAGUUAAGCUAUUUUGUCUGUGUGUCAUGAGCGUUAAGCUAUUUUUAGUUGUGCCACUGUUACGUCAUUCACCCUUUUGGAUUUUUUUUCUUGCGUAGUAUCGACUAUUAAAAACGAC
Messenger RNA from Cuscuta epithymum, 864 nucleotides. The record is from the annotation of a GenBank genome assembly. NCBI's taxonomy places the organism in Eukaryota, Viridiplantae, Streptophyta, Magnoliopsida, Solanales, Convolvulaceae.